Sclerotinia sclerotiorum 1980 UF-70 is the source of this 141-nucleotide messenger RNA. RefSeq lists its product with no specific name. The coding region runs from base 1 to 141 and encodes 46 amino acids. The record is from RefSeq and is a predicted model, not a curated record. Lineage: Eukaryota; Fungi; Ascomycota; Leotiomycetes; Helotiales; Sclerotiniaceae. The transcript has a single exon.
AUGACGCGCGAUUUGGAGCGCGGCAGAGCACAAAGUGUGGGAGAUGGGGGCGAGGGUAGUUGUAAUGGAGGCUUUUUUGUCCAGAUUGUGGUUGUGUUUUUGGGAGUUGUGGGGUUUAUUGGGUGGUUGUAUGGAAAGUGA